UAAUGAAUGUUACGUAUAAUAUAUAUAUAUAUAUAAUGCGCGCAUAUGCGUGAAACGGAACGCACCCUAUGAUGCACAAGCACGGCGCAUGCUCAUAUCACAAUGUGUCGUCAAUAUGACAGAGUUUCUAACCUGAACAGUGUGCAACUUUACCGAUAAAUAUCUCGCUUUGCAAGGCAGAGCGACGAUUUUAACUUUCCUUUUCGAUUUCUACGCGCCACACUACACAUUAUUGGUGAGUUUCAACCAAAUCGGAGUCCACUAUACGUCAAUGCGGCCGACCAAUCAGAAAGAGGAAACACCGGAAAGACCAGCGAAAUCGUACACGUGCUACGGAAAACGUUCAGUUCGGUUCAGUUCAGUUGAUCGUAAAAUUAGUGAAGAGUGUUAUUCGAUUUAGAAACGAAAACGUUAUAUUAAUCACAAAAUAAAAAUGGAGAAUAACAGGAAGAAGAAAGAUUCCCGCAAAAUGAAAACACAGAAUGUAAAACAAAUAACAAUUAGGUUUAGAAGCAACACAGAGAGGUACACAAUACCAGAAUACCACAUAAACGUAGAUGGCUCAAUGACGGCAGUCGAAUUGAACACCUUGGUGAAUAAUUUAAUGAAAGAUUCAAUGGACGUCGAAGGUCAGGUGGAGUUUGAUUUUGUGAUAUGCUCGCAGUUCUUGCGGACCUCGUUAAUAGAACACAUUACGGAAAUGGAUAUUUCCACUGAGGAAAUAGUAGUGGACUGUUUAGAGAAGCAUACUCCACCGGAACCAAAGGAUUGUCUUAUACAGGAUGAUUGGAUCUCCACCAUCGCUCUUUGUGGAAAAUGGAUUUUGACUGGUUCUUAUGACAACACAUUACGCAUAUGGGAUCUGGAAAAUCAUGCACAACGUCUUGUGAUAUCCGCACAUGCACGACCUGUGAAGGCAGUGGCAUGGAUAUCUCUUGACGAUGAGGAAGCGGUUUUUGUAAGCACGUCCAUGGGAAACGACUGCAUGAUCUGGAACUGGAAGAUAGCGGAAAACUCGGCGAACUGUGUAAGUGUCUGUAAAGGGCAUGAAGGGACUGUCGAUACAGUCAGCUUGAAUCACGAUAAGACAUUAAUGGCGACUGGAUCCUGGGAUAAGAUGUUGUACAUCUGGUCUGCGAGUACCCAAGGCGAAGAUGAAGCUGGCGAACCUGCGUCAAAAAGGUCGCGAGGAAGUCAUGUAAACAGAACAAAGACUCCGCUAAGAGCUAUGAAGGGACAUACACAUGCUGUUAGUGGAGUUGUGUGGUCCAAGAAGAGCGAAGUAAUAACGUGCUCGUGGGAUCACACUAUGAAAGUAUGGGAUACAGAAAUGGGCCACAAAAAGCAAGAGAUCCACGCAGAAAAUAGUAUUUUUAGCGUGGAUUACUCACCAUUAUCGAAUAUGUUACUAACGGGAUCGGCCGACGGGUUCGUGCGGCUGUACGACCCGAGAUCUACAGGUGCCAUUAUGAAAACAAAAUUUACGUCCCACAAGCAGUGGGUCGCAAAAGUUUGUUGGUCGACCGUAGACGAACAUCUGUUCAUCUCGGGAUCCUAUGACAGCGUCGUGAAGAUGUGGGACACCAGAAGCUCCAAGACUGCGCUAUAUGAUCUGGUUGGGCACAAAGAUAAAAUAUUAUCCUUGGAUUGGACGAAUCCUGAAGUGAUAUUGUCCGGUGGCGCGGACAAUACGCUAAGAAUAUUCAGCACACCCGGAAAUUAGCGUAUUGGGAAACAAUGUCUUACGAUAUCUGGUGCAUCGGAUAAAAGUUGCUUCGCAAUCCUGAUUCCAGAUUACAUCUGUAAAUUUUAUAUAUAAUAAAAGUUUCAAUAAAAAUUGUAAAUAGUGGAAAA
Messenger RNA from Ooceraea biroi (clonal raider ant), 1854 nucleotides. Its product is annotated as ribosome biogenesis protein WDR12 homolog. Lineage: Eukaryota; Metazoa; Arthropoda; Insecta; Hymenoptera; Formicidae. The record is from RefSeq and is a predicted model, not a curated record. Gene Ontology annotation, molecular function: protein binding. Gene Ontology annotation, biological process: ribosome biogenesis.